Molecule: messenger RNA, 2214 nt
Organism: Neolamprologus brichardi
Lineage: Eukaryota; Metazoa; Chordata; Actinopteri; Cichliformes; Cichlidae
Source: RefSeq, a predicted model, not a curated record
CCGGCUGCUCUGUGGACACUGCAGUCUGGCACACAGACUGAGGCAGAGCUGCAGGGAGGACGAGUCUCUGAGAUCUUGGCCACACCGGAGCUUUGGUGAAAAGUUUGGGCAGCUGCUGAGCCCCCGAAGGCAUCAUGGUUGUGUCGGCGCGGAGCUGGGUGGCCAACGAAGGAGGGAAGCACUUCGUCCUGAUUCUGUGGCUGGGAGUUAACACCUGGCUGUUCAUCAGCACCUUCCUGCUCUACUUCACUGGACAGCAAUACCACUACCUCUACAAGAUGCUCGGGCUAGGAUUGUGCAUCAGCAGGGCAUCUGCAACUGUGCUAAACCUGAACUGCAGCUUGGUGCUUUUGCCCAUGUGUCGCUCUCUGGUGACCUUUGUACGAGGAACACGGAUGAUAUCAAGCAGAAAGACACGCAGACUGCUGGACAAGUCCAAGACCUUUCAUGUGGCGUGUGGCGUUGCCAUCUGCAUCUUUUCUGUUAUGCACGUUUCUGCCCACCUGGUUAAUGUUGUCAGAUUCAGUGUGAGAUACUCAGAGGACUUUCCGGCUCUCAAUUUGGCUCGCUACAGAGGAGAGGACCCCAUGCUGAUUAUUCUGACCACAAUCCCAGGAGUCACUGGUGUGCUGCUGGUCCUCAUCCUCUUCCUGAUGUUCAUAUCCUCCUCCUACUGUGUACGCGUGUCCAACUAUGAGAUCUUCUGGUACACACACAACCUCUUCAUUGUUUUCUACGUCAUCCUGAUGAUACACAUGGUUGGUGGAGCUCUAAAGUAUCAGACCAACAUAGAGGCACACCCCCCUGGUUGCUUCAGAGCCAACCAGAGCAGCACCGAGCAGCAGGGAGAUGAACUGGACACGAGUGAAGAAGAGGAGAGGCGAUGCAACGAGGACGCUCACUUCCAGCCACAUUAUCCCCAGACGUGGCUGUGGGUGUCUGGUCCUCUCUGUCUCUACUGUGUGGAGCGUUUCUACCGCUACAUCCAGAGCCGUGACCCUGUUACCAUAGUGACAGUCAUCAGGCACCCUUGUGAUGUCGUGGAGUUGCGCAUGCUGAAAAAGAACUUCAAAGCUCGACCUGGACAGCAUAUUCUUCUUAACUGCCCAGGUGUCUCCUCAUUUGAGAACCAUCCCUUCACGCUCACAAUGUGUCCCACAGAGAACAAGGAAACUUUGGGCAUCCAUCUGCGAGUUGUGGGAGACUGGACUGAACGAUUCACACAGCUGCUGCUUCCUGAGCCAAGGAUAGACAUGGAGAUCCUUCCCAUGGCCCAAAAGAGGAGAUACCCCAAAGUUUAUGUUGAUGGGCCAUUUGGAGGUCCGUCAGAAGAGGUAUUCAACUAUGAUGUCAGUCUUUGUGUUGCCGGCGGAAUAGGAGUCACCCCGUUCGCCUGUGUGCUGCGGGCGCUGCUUGAUGGCUGGAUGGGUUUCAGGUUGCAGAGGUUGUAUUUUGUGUGGGUCUGCAAGGAACUCCAGUCCUUUUACUGGUUCGCAGAGCUGCUGUGUGCUCUGCAUCACAAGCUCUGGAACGAAAACAGACCGGACUACUUUAAUCUGAAACUGUAUAUCAGUCAACCAGACAGCUUGCAGAGCAUGUCUGAGGAGAAGUACCGCCCACUCACAUCAAGGAUGCAGAUUGGUCGGCCCAGGUGGAAGUUACUCUUUGAUGAAAUUGGAAAAUCCAACAAACAUAAACGUGUUGGUGUUUUCUGCUGCGGACCGAAGGGCAUCUCCAGGACUCUCCACCGACUGUGUAACUCAGCUCAAUACAAUGGAACAACAUUCGAAUUCAACAAAGAGUCGUUCAGCUGAUUAAACUUUAGAGCUGGUGCUACACUGUCAGGGCAUAUCAGUAGAAGUCAUCUACUUUGGGGUGGAUGGCUUCUCAUUCAAUCAUGGGAAAAGUUUUUAGUUAAAUUAAAGUUCUUAGUACCUUUGGACAAUCAUGGUUGCUUAAAAAAAUCUUGGAUGGAUUUUCAUUUGAUAUAAAUACUGACUGUAAAGUUAAAUAAUGAUAGACUAUAUUUAUAUUCAAUCUCUGUACAUGUUUUCUAAAGGUCCGGCACAUCGAAACAGCCUGUUGGGUGCUUUAAAUAAGCUUCAACUUUGGUUUGUGACCCAAUCAACAUGUGAGAAAAGCUUGGAGUCUCCUGAAGCUGCUGUAUCAUCCCUGCCCUGUUGCACCCCUCUGUGGAGUAAAAUUGCAUUCUCA